Molecule: messenger RNA, 705 nt
Organism: Ipomoea triloba (trilobed morning glory)
Lineage: Eukaryota; Viridiplantae; Streptophyta; Magnoliopsida; Solanales; Convolvulaceae
Exons: 2
Coding region: 1-705 (234 amino acids)
Source: RefSeq, a predicted model, not a curated record
AUGGCCGUGAACGGCGAUGGGGCCUCCGUCGCCGCUGAUUCAGUUGCAUGGCACCCAAACAUCGGAGCCACCUCUCAUGCGACGCCGGACUCCAGCAUGUUGUCUCGCUCCGAGGACUACACUGGUGGUGAUGUCUUGCGAGCCGGAGAUGCAUGGGUCAUCCCGUGUUUUCCCGACAUUAUAAUGAUGGGCACAGAUUCGGCUCUUCUCGACACAUUACUUGGGCGGUUAUCCACUGUGUUUAAAAUCAGGGACUUAGGCACACUUAAUUUCUUCCUCGGGAUUGAGACUCUGGCCGUUGAUGGAGCUAUUAUUAUGUCAUUGCGCCGUUAUAUGGGUGACAUAUUAAAUCGUGCCGGCAUGACUGACUGUAAGCCACUUGCCACUCCAGCUGUUGCCUCUCAGUCUUCAGCCUCGACAGACGAGCUAUUUGACAAUCCCACGCAAUACAGACGCAUCACUGGGGCACUACAAUACUUGACGAUAACCAGGCCGGACCUUUCCUACUUGGUCAAUCGCUUGUGCCAGUCCAUGCACGCUCCGAUGAAUGAACACUAUGGCCUACUUAAACGUGUGCUACGUUAUGUUAAUGGGACACUUACGUAUGGUCUAUGCCUGACGCCUUCAUCCUCCACCGACAUACAUGCUUACUCGGACUCUGAUUGGGCUGGUUGUCCAGUUGAUCGUGUUAGGAACAUCAUGUAA